This is a messenger RNA of Epinephelus lanceolatus (giant grouper), 1454 nucleotides long. NCBI's taxonomy places the organism in Eukaryota, Metazoa, Chordata, Actinopteri, Perciformes, Serranidae. The record is from RefSeq and is a predicted model, not a curated record.
AUGUUGGCCUCUCUGUCCACGAUGAUGUCGCAUGGCUUCAAGAGCAGUAAGCAGGACUUCACCUUUGGACCAUGGAAAGUGACUGCUGCCAGAAACCACAUCAUGAAAUCCAGAGACAUUGAACGGUUAGCCGAGGAGAUGAACAUGCCCUCUCUCCCAGAGAUGCUGUUUGGGGACAACCUCCUGCGCAUCCAACACACAGAUGGUUACGGCAUAGAAUUCAACGCCAUUGAUGCCCUUAAGAGAGUCAACAACAUGGAGGAUGCUGUCAAGGUGGCCUGUGCUCAGGAGUGGCAGGAGAGCAGAGCUGAUUCUGAACACUCCAAAGAGGUGGUGAGACCCUAUGACUGGACAUACACCACAGACUACAAGGGCACUCUCAUAGGAGAAAGUAUGCAAAUGAAGGUGACAAAGACAUUGGAACGUAUUGACAUGGAGAAGCUGAAGGCUAGAGAACAGAUCAUGUUCUUUGAUGAGGUGCUGUUGUUCGAGGACGAGCUGCAUGACCACGGUGUCUCAAUGAUCAACGUCAAAAUAAGGGUGAUGCCCACCAGUUUCUUCCUGUUGAUGCGUUUCUUCCUACGAGUGGAUGGAGUGCUGAUUAGAAUAAAUGACACACGUCUGUAUCAUGAGGCUGGAAAGAAUUACAUGCUGCGAGAGUUCAGCACAAGGGAAAGCAAGAUAGCAGAACUAAAGAAUGUUCCUGCUGCACUCUACACUGAUCCUAAUGAGAUUGCCCAGCACUUAACCCUGAAGCUGACAGAGUGUGAGAAGCUGGAGCUUCCUGAGAUGCAGCCUCAGACAGCUGUUAACGACGACCUUCAGUGAUGGAUAUACUCACAAGUCCUCAUUGAUGUCUUGCAUGAUGAAAAUGGGAAUAGUAGUCCUAAACCACAUUCUUAAUCUUACAGUAACGUAACAACCAUUGAUCUCUCCUUCAAAUAUCUGCACAGGAAUAAUUUUUAUAUGUGACCACAAUGAUGGUGUGUUCACAAAACUCUCCAACCUGACUGUACACAGUUUCAGUAUGUUCUCAGUGCAGUUUGGUGCGCUAUGGUAUCAUCGAAACUUUAACCCCAGUGAAAUACUUUGGUCUAGCUACGGUUUCUGUUCAUAUAUGAACUGAUUUUGUUUUGUGAGAUUUUUUUGCACUGUUCAACGGACUGGCCUUUUUACAUGAAAGGUUUGGUAGGGUAGCUGUUUUCAUGCUUGUAAUAUUAGAAUAUCAUUAAUGUGUUUGUAAAAAAAAGCUUCACAAAACAGCACUGUAUUUUCUGAAGUCAUCAAGAAUUUCUGUAAAUAUGUCUACUCUAUUUUCUAUGGUGACUUGUGGUAGGUGAAAAAGCUUGGUUUCAUUUACAAGUCAAACACCUCCUGAAUCCAUGUGAAUAUGUCUUCCAUGUGGCCAAAUAAAUUCUGUUUGUGCAAAUAUAGCUCACUUACAGUAGCUUGUA